Tachysurus fulvidraco (yellow catfish) is the source of this 4228-nucleotide messenger RNA. It is a transcript of the gene tent4a, whose product is annotated as terminal nucleotidyltransferase 4A. The transcript has 13 exons. Gene Ontology annotation, cellular component: nucleolus; TRAMP complex. The coding region runs from base 235 to 2298 and encodes 687 amino acids. NCBI's taxonomy places the organism in Eukaryota, Metazoa, Chordata, Actinopteri, Siluriformes, Bagridae. The record is from RefSeq and is a predicted model, not a curated record. Gene Ontology annotation, biological process: RNA 3'-end processing. Gene Ontology annotation, molecular function: poly(A) RNA polymerase activity; mRNA binding.
AUGGGAGGUCGCCAUAUUGGAUCCACUGUCUCACAGGCCGAGAGGAACAAGCAGACCUCUGAUUGGUCCUCAGUUUUCGGCUCUUCAUUACCGAGCUACGUGUUAUUUUUAAUGUAAUCGUGUGUCCUGGUUAAACAGCUCUCGGUCUGGAGGACGUUAUAGGAGGAUAUGUUAUAAGAGGGUGUGUUUUAUCCUGGUGGAUAAAGCUAGCUAAGCUAAGCUAAGCUAAUUUGAAUGGAUCCAAGGGUCGCCUGGAUACAGCCGGAACAGAAAGGACCUGCUAAUGCGUUAUGGAUGCAUGUGUGGGAGACGUCUCAGGGAAUCCGGACUAACUCUGCUCUCCAUCACCGACAACAACAAAGCGAACAGGGGAAAGAUGUGUGCAACGAACCUGGGUGUUCAUCCAGCACGAUUAACAAUAAUAAUCCUUCUCUGAACCCGACUGAAAUGGCUCCUACUCAUAAGGGCUCCUGGUGUCCACCGGAUUCGGGCACAGACAGCUCCUACACGGAUCCCUCUUCCGCCUUAAGAGCUACCGAUACCAACAAGAACCGUGUUAACGAACUGAACAACGUGAUCCAGAAUCACCUCCAUAAUCAUUAUCACCACCAUCAGCAACAUUCGCAGCCGUGUUUUCAACAGAACUGCAUGAAGCGCUUUCCGUUUAACAACCACAAUAAUCAGCACCAUCUUCAUCAUCAUCAUCAUCAUCCUGGACGAAGGAAAAGCGAAAACAAAGCCAGUACAUACGGGAUAAAUUAUAUUCUCUCUAACUGGACUAACGGAAAUCAUGUCAGUCCUGUUACUCUGUGGAAAACCAGGACGUACCGCCCAGGAGUUAACGGGCUUCAUGAGGAGAUUAUAGACUUCUAUAACUUCAUGUCCCCUCGACCCGAAGAGGCCACUAUGAGGCAAGAGGUAGUCUAUCGAAUCGAGUCCGUCAUCAAGAAGCUGUGGCCAAGUGCUGACGUUCAGAUAUUCGGCAGCUUUAGCACUGGGCUCUACCUCCCUACCAGUGACAUUGACUUGGUGGUGUUCGGGAAAUGGGACAGACCUCCGCUGCAGCAGUUGGAGCAGGCCCUCCGGAAGAAUAACGUGGCCGAGCCAUUCUCUAUUAAAGUACUUGACAAAGCUACGGUACCAAUUAUAAAAUUGACCGACCAGGAAACAGAGGUCAAAGUGGACAUCAGUUUCAACGUGGAGACUGGAGUCAAAGCUGCUCACUUCAUCAAGGAUUAUGUGAAGAAGUAUACCGUGCUGCCUUACUUGAUCUUCGUGCUGAAGCAGUUCCUCCUGCAGAGGGAUCUGAAUGAGGUCUUUACUGGAGGCAUCAGCUCCUAUAGCCUCAUCCUGAUGGUCAUCAGCUUCCUGCAGCUCCACCCCCGAAUCGAUGCUAGCUCUCCCAACACGAACCUCGGCGUUCUGCUCAUCGAGUUCUUCGAGCUGUACGGCCGCCAUUUUAACUACCUGAAAACAGGCAUCAGGAUAAAGAACGGCGGCGCCUACAUGGCUAAAGAGGACAUCAUGAAAGCCAUGAACAACGGCUACAGGCCCUCCAUGCUCUGCAUCGAGGACCCUCUUCUUCCAGGUAAUGACGUGGGCAGGAGCUCGUAUGGAGCCAUGCAGGUGAAGCACGUGUUCGAUUACGCCUACGUCGUUCUCAGCCACGCUGUGUCGCCUCUCGCAAACUCCUACCCCAACAAGGAUAGCGACAGCACUUUGGGACGCAUCAUUAAAGUCACCCAGGAAGUGAUCGACUACAGGGAGUGGAUCGUUAACAAGUGGGGCAGCAGGAAAAGCGGUCCUGCUAAUAAAGACUCGGUGGAGCAGGUGGACUCGAGCGCUCUGCUCAGUGUUGGAGUGGAGGAGCAGCAGCAGCUCCAGAGAGACUCCGUGUCUCCUAACAGCGCAGACUCUUCAAUGUCUCUGUCCAGCCCCCAGCAGCACUCGUCUGCUUCCUCUCUGUCAGGCAGCGACAUCGACUCGGACUGCACACCGUGCGUUGCUCCAGCAUUGCCCUCCUACCCUCUGCAGACGAUGGCACUGGGCACGCUGCCCGCUGAGCUGCAGAUGGGCAAGCACAAGGCCAUCGUCACCAUGCCACUCACAAUGCCCGCUGCCAACCAGACAAGAAUUUCAGUGCCCGGGAGUCUUCCUCGCCACGUUUUACCUCUCAGACAGCAGGCUGGUCCCAAGGGCUUCCACAACCCGGCUUUACCACACGGCCAAAUGCAGUACAACCGCAACACAUGGCGUCAUAAGAAGAGGGACAGCCUACCAGCUAGUGUCAGUAGAUAAACACAGCGUACUCUUCCUCCCUCCUCCUCCUCCUCCUCCUGUCAUAAAACGAUGAUUACUCGACGAGGCCUCCUGCUGGUGGGGCGCGAGCCGAGAGACCAGCAGUUUCUGCCGCAGCUCCUCGCUCAGUAGCUGCGCUAAUGUUGGUGCUACGUUUACUCUCCCACUCCAUUCUUGCACGUGUGUGAAUGUCACGAUCUCCACCACCCCUGAGGAUGCCUCAGACCCGGUUAAUGAUCUACACCUUAACUUCUGCCCACAAUGGAAACGUUUUUGUUCUUGCUUUUCCCUUUUCACUUGACUUGGGGUGUUUUUUUGCUGGUAUUUUUGUUUUCUUUUUUUUUUUUUAACAGGACACCAUACACCGACACUAGAUCCAGCAGCUUAUCGAUGUGUAUUGUUUGUGUAUUUUUUUUUUCUCGGUUUUAUUUUUAUAGGAGUUUUAAUUUCAGUAAAUACUACACAGUCGCCCAUAUUUAGAAUAAGAAAUCUCUAGACAGUAAGCUUUAAAUGAGUCAUUUAGGACGACCGACCCAGAGCAUUGAGUGGGACUGUGUGUGUGCGAGUAUGUGUGUGUGUGCGAGUAUGUGUGUGUGUGCGAGUAUGUGUGUGUGUGCGAGUAUGUGUGUGUGUGCGCGAGUGUGUGUGUGUGUGUGUGCGCGAGUGUGUGUGUGUGUGUGUGCGCGAGUGUGUGUGUGUGUGUGCGCGCGAGUGUGUGUGUGUGUGCGCGUGCGCUCAGUGUUAAGAUUUUAACAGUCUGCAGGUGGCACCAAUUUCUCAUUUGUCAACAGAUUUUCUCAGCACUCUUUUGACACGUGUGUGUUUGUGUGUGUUGGUGAGAACGAAUUGUACUUUAUCUUUGAACAUGGGUCUGUCUUAGCUGUAGCUCAGCUUACAUUAGAGCUACACUGCAUGACAGCCAAAGAAGCCUAUAUUCCAGCACUCAGACCUCCGUAUUAGGUCGUGUGUGUGUGUGUGUGUGUGUGUGUGUGUGUUUCCCUUUUAGAUUGCUUUAAGUGUCAGUAACUAUGGGAGCCUGAGAACUGAACAUGCAGCUGAGAGACAGGUGAAAGCAACCAUCUUGGACUCCCUGAGCUCUUGUUUGGCUCCCAGAUAGACGAAAAGGGACAUGAAAGGGAACUUUACUCUGAUUCCUUUCUGGAAUCUUUAUGUGUAUUUCCAGGUACUUGUACUAUUUUAUUGCCUUGUCAGGUCACUUGUUUUUUUUUUUGUUUUUUGUUUUGUUUUGUUUUAUUCCUGUACUGUAUAAUAUUUCCUGUCUGUAUAUAGCACACUAAACUGUAUUGCUGUUACUUUGGAGUGAUACAAGCAUACAGGUUAUUGUAACUAUGCAAAUGGAGCUUUGAAUCCUUUUCCGUUUGACAACCAAAUCUCGAAGCCAGAGAGGAAAAACGAGAGAAUCUGAGUGAAACCAGGGCACUUCAGUUUAGCAGACUAACCAAGGUACAGCUGAACAGUUUGUCUUUGCAAGGAAAAUAUACAAAAGAAAAAAAGUGUCUGACUGCUGCUGUGAUAAAAUAUUUUGGCAGCAGUUGGAAUCUUUCCCGUAUCUUCUCUCUCUCUCUCUCUCUCUCUCUCUCUCUCUCUCUCUCUCUCUCUCUCUCUCUCUCUCUCUUUUUUCUUGUUUUUUUUUUUAAGAUCAUAUCUGAGCAGCAAGGAAACAACCGUUAACUUUGCAGUGAGAAACUUUACACACCCCUUUCAACUGGAAAAGUGAACUCCUAGGUGUAAUAAACGACAAGAGCAGGAUCUGGUUUUAGAUAGAGCCAGCAUCUAUGAGGCAAAACAAAAACCCUCAGAUCAUAAAUUUCUUUUAUUAUUAUUAUUAAUUUUUUUUUGCUGUUUCACCGUAAUAUUUUUAUGUACUUUAUUUUCUAUUUUAUUUUUUAAAUAAAACUUUUAAAAACCA